CACACACACACACACACACACACACACACACAGAGGCACACACACACAUCAUUCUCAUGCCAUUCUGACUCGAUUGUGUUUAAGCUGUGGUUCCAGAGAGUCAUAUAUGACAUUGUAGUGAAAAUGUUCUUAUGGGAAUGGAAUAUUUGAUUACAUCAAUGUUUGCUUGUUUUUUUUCAAGAUCCAUGACUUGCUGUGCCUGGGAAUGAAUGCACAGCCUCAUGAGUAUUGAGUAGUGGAUGGACACAUGAUCUUACUUGAGUUUUAAGCUAUGCUCUCACCCAUAUUAUGGGUGCUAAACGGAAAUGUAAAGCAUUAGUGAGGACUUUGCUAUGGGGCUGUGAAGUGUGAUCAAGCAGCUUCCUCCCCUGUUCCCAGUUCAGUCUUACAUAUCCUGCUCCAGACCCUGCUGAUUAGCACAUAUUAAAGUUUUAACAUCUGUGCCUGGAAUUCCCUCUUUGCUUCAGAAAUCAAUGACAGACCAAAGUAACGAUACUACAACUUCCAGCUUGGUAUGGUGACUUUCAGAUAUAACAAUUUUCACAGGAAAGCUUCUCUGGAACCUGAGUCACAAACAAGUGAUGGCAUUCUGAUGGAUGAAGCACCUGUAACCCGUUCUACCCUAAAUGUGAAUUCCCAGCAGAAGAGUAAAGCAAAGAACAAGAUUAAGAAUACACUUAAUUCAAAUGAAUUGUCAUCCAUUGAGCAGAGGAAAAAAUACCAGAAACAUCUUAAGAAGCACAAAAACACAGCAGAAGACAUCAGUGGUAAAGGGAAUUGCUCACCUCCAUGGAGGCUUCUCUCGAGUGUGCUCGGUGCCAUGUGCCUUCUCCUGAUGGCUGUAGCCAUGGUGAUGACCACUUUUACCACAAAGUCAUCUUCUGAAAGAUCAUCUUCUACUAUUCAGCAAGAAGGGCUCCAUCAUCCCUGUCCAGAGAACUGGGUCUGGUUCAGGUGCAGCUGUUAUUUCUUCUCCAAGGAAGAGCUAAUUUGGAGAGACAGUCAGCGUGCCUGCUUGUCUCUUAACUCCAGUCUCAUAAGGAUGAACAAAGAGGAAAUGAAUUUCUUCUCUUUGAAGUCUUUCUUUUGGGUUGGAGUUUACUAUAAUGAAACUCGCAGACAGUGGCUGUGGGAAGACCAUUCGGUUCUACCCUCUGGGCUGUUUUCUAAACUUGAAGCUAAUAUGAAAAACUUCUGUGCAUCUUAUAAAUCAAAAGAAGCUUAUAUGGAAGAAAACUGUGCGAACAAACUGACAUAUAUUUGCAAGAAGUAGCAUAUUUAAUUCUAUGAGUUCAUGAAAUAUAUGAAAAUUAAUCUUUUUUAACAUUUUUUCCUGGAGUGCUUAUUUUAUGAAGAAAAUGUGACAAAUAUUUGCCUUUGCUUAAAUAAAACUGUAUUCAAAUAUA
Molecule: messenger RNA, 1406 nt
Organism: Mus musculus (house mouse)
Lineage: Eukaryota; Metazoa; Chordata; Mammalia; Rodentia; Muridae
Gene: Klre1
Product: killer cell lectin-like receptor family E member 1
Exons: 8
Coding region: 515-1273 (252 amino acids)
Biological process (GO): regulation of natural killer cell mediated cytotoxicity; negative regulation of natural killer cell mediated cytotoxicity directed against tumor cell target
Cellular component (GO): cell surface; plasma membrane
Molecular function (GO): identical protein binding; protein phosphatase binding
Source: RefSeq, a predicted model, not a curated record